UGGGAAAUAUUUAGGCUAGAAAAAUUUCAGUCUGAAAGAGGAACUAAAAAGAAUGGAAGGAAGAAACAAAACAAAUGGCGUUCAAUCCGUAAAAUGGAAAUAAUCUUUUUUGUUUUUUUGAGACGAACCCGAAUUAAAAUCUAAUUCGGAUAGGGAAUAAUUGGGCAACCAGAAACAGAGGAAAAACCGUUCGCCGGUCGAACAACUAUGACCGGAGUCCUGUACAUACUCCCGGGAAAAGCACCACCGCGGACUUUCCUUCCGUCGGGGCCGAACUCCAGGCCAUCAAUUUCACCGUUCAAAAACCCUGGACCUCUCCACCUCCGAAAUUCCGUUUCUAGAAUAUCCCUCUCCUUCUCUUUCCGAAAAGGAAGCAACAUGCCACCGGAAACAGGCUGCCCCGUUCCGCCGGAACAGCUGCCGAUUAACGAAUAUCAGACUCUCUCCACCUCUUUCCCCUUCUCCUGGGCCGCUGGAGACAUCGUUGAGUACUGUUCUCGAUUGGUUGCCACCGGCGCUUCCUUUGCGCUCUUCAUCGGACUUCCGGUUGCUUGGUUCGGCACCGUGGGAGUCGAAUCGGAUCCGUUGAAACGAUUUCUUUGCGCUGUUUCGAGUGGGAUUUUGUUCGUCACGAUUGCGGUUGUUAGGAUGUAUCUCGGUUGGGCUUACGUCGGUAACCGUCUCCUCAGUGCGACUGUCGAAUAUUUCCUUUAUACAGACGAAGAGACCGGAUGGUACGACGGGCAGAGCUUAUGUCUGCAGAUUUGGGUAAAAACCGCCCAAGUUUUAGCGCGCGAUCGCCUCCUCGGUUCCUACACUGUGAAGCCGGUGCUCAGUAGGCUAAAGUACACUCUCGUUAGCCUUGCGGCGUCUCUGUUUGUGUCCAUUGUCGUGCUCGUCAACAUAGAUGGAGGCCAAUUGCUAGGGCCUUUCUUCACCGGAAAAUAUGCAGCGGAUGACGGCAGUGGCAGAGUAAUUCCCGGUGUUUAUAGCGACGAAUCCGCCAGAUCUUUCGAGCCCGAUGCGUUCUGUGGAGCUGGGGAAGCUGAUCUUGUUCAAUGAUAUUCAUUCUGCCGGUAAUUGUUUGAUUAAUGGUUUUCUUUGUGAAUGUUUAUAUAUAUAUACUUAAGACAAUAAAACGGGGGAAUGAUACUUCUAGUUUGGAGGCAGUUAGCUUUUCUCUCUUUUAAGGAAGUUUUAUAAGCAAUUAUGCAUAGGUCUAAUGCAUUGUAAAUUUAACUCGAGAUUUGAUGUGUCAUUAAAUGUGAUGUUAGGAAACAUUACAUUUUUAUAAAAAUACAAAUUCUUGUCCAUGGUUAAAA
This is a messenger RNA of Benincasa hispida (wax gourd), 1322 nucleotides long. The record is from RefSeq and is a predicted model, not a curated record. NCBI's taxonomy places the organism in Eukaryota, Viridiplantae, Streptophyta, Magnoliopsida, Cucurbitales, Cucurbitaceae.